GAGUCUCUCUCUUACUCUGUCACUCACUCUUCCUAUUUAAGGUUUCCGCGUCUACCUUAUCCUCUCAAGCUGAAUUCAAUCUCCUUAUUCACUGUUUCACAAUCCAUAAUUUCUCAAUAGAAGCAGUAAAAGUAGCAAAGAAUUGAAAAUGAGUUCUACGAGCAGAGCUUGGAUCGUGGCUGCAAGCGUUGGGGCUGUCGAAGCAUUGAAGGAUCAAGGGUUCUGUAGAUGGAAUUACGCCAUUAGAUCUCUCCAUCAAUACGCCAAGAACAAUUGCGGAUCUCUUUCUCAAGCCAAAAGACUUCCCUCUUCCUCUUCUUCAAUUGAGAUGGCUAAGAAGGUGGUUCGAUCCGAUGAGAAGUUGAAGCAAUCGGAAGAAUCUCUGAGAAAAGUUAUGUACUUGAGCUGUUGGGGUCCCAAUUGAGAGCUCCAAAUCUCUCUCCUCUUCACGAUUUGUGCCACUCCAGAGCUGUAUUACUUCUAUUUUCGCCCAAUCUGUAAAUACUUAUUGAGAUCAUUAAUUGAUUCUAGAGAACUAAGUGAAAAGAUCAUACAUCAUUCCUAUA
Macadamia integrifolia is the source of this 566-nucleotide messenger RNA. RefSeq lists its product as uncharacterized. The transcript has a single exon. NCBI's taxonomy places the organism in Eukaryota, Viridiplantae, Streptophyta, Magnoliopsida, Proteales, Proteaceae. The record is from RefSeq and is a predicted model, not a curated record. The coding region runs from base 149 to 424 and encodes 91 amino acids.